This is a messenger RNA of Xyrauchen texanus (razorback sucker), 4917 nucleotides long. RefSeq names its product RING finger protein 145-like. Lineage: Eukaryota; Metazoa; Chordata; Actinopteri; Cypriniformes; Catostomidae. Gene Ontology annotation, cellular component: endomembrane system; endoplasmic reticulum. The transcript has 11 exons. The record is from RefSeq and is a predicted model, not a curated record. The coding region runs from base 199 to 2274 and encodes 691 amino acids. Gene Ontology annotation, molecular function: ubiquitin protein ligase activity; zinc ion binding.
AUGGCUGCCUGAUGGAGUGGAACAAUUUAGGCGCUCAGUCUGUUCUGAUUAUAAUUUGACCAUAAAAAAGGAUAACGUCAUGACAUCUGAUCUAAAAUGGUUUAUAUUCAUCGAGAGACGCAGCCUCAGACGAAAUCUAACAGCCUGAAGUGAAAAGAUAGCAUUUGAGGUUAAGGCCCAUUUCUUACCCUGCUGGUCAUGGCGAUGAGGGCCCGUUUGGAGGCGGUUCUGAAUGUGGGUCUGCGGAUCCCAAGCAUCUUGCUGCUGGAGGUGCUUUACCGCUGGGACGUCAGCUCCUUCUUCCAGAAGAUCCAGAGGAGCAGUCUCAACAAUAACCCCCUCUUCCAGUACAAAUACAUAGCGCUCUACCUGCAUUAUGUCGGUUAUAUCCUCAGUCUGGUGUUGUUGACUUUACCCCGGCAGCGCCUGGUGCAGCUCUACCUCUAUGUCCUCACUGCUCUUCUACUCUUCGCUGGACACCAGCUCUCCAGGGAUUAUGUACGUGGCGAGCUGGACUCAGCCUACGAGGGACCCCUUUACCUGGAGCCACUUUCCAUGAACCGCUUCACCAUGGCACUCAUUGGUCAGCUUGUGGUGUGUACGCUGUGUUCCUGUGUCAUGCAGACCAAACAGAUCUGGCUGUUCUCUGCUCACCUGCUCCCUCUGGUGGCCAGACUCUGCCUUGUGCGCCUGGAGACCAUUGUCUUCAUCAACCGCUUUGCCAUGAUCUUCACCGGUCUCGAGGUGCUGUACUUCUUGGCCACCAACCUGCUUGUGCCCUACAAUCUAGCCAAAACUGCCUAUAGAGAGCUGGUGCAGGUGGUGGAGGUGUAUGGUUUGCUGGCUCUGGGCAUGUCUCUGUGGAAUCAGCUGGUCCUGCCUGUGCUCUUCAUGUGCUUCUGGCUGGUACUGUUCGCACUGCAGCUCUACACCUACUUCAGCACACGGGACCAGCCGCCCUCCCGAGAGAGACUGCUCUUUCUCUUCCUCACCAGUAUUGCUGAGUGCUGUAGUACUCCCUACUCCCUGCUGGGACUGGUCUUCACUGUGUCUUUUGUGGCGCUGGGCGUCCUAACACUCUGCAAGUUCUACCUUCAGGGCCACAGAGCUUUCAUGAAUGACAACACCAUGCACAGGGGCAUGACAGAAGGAAUCACUCUUUUAAUAUUGUCUGUUCAAACUGGACUCAUUGAGCUGCAGGUCAUUCACAGAGCCUUCCUCCUCAGCAUCAUCCUCUUCAUCGUGGUGGCCUCCAUCCUGCAGUCCAUGCUGGAGAUCGCUGACCCAAUUGUUCUGGCACUGGGGGCCUCCAGAGACAAGAGCCUGUGGAAGCACUUUCGAGCAGUGAGUCUGUGUCUCUUCCUGCUGAUCUUCCCUGCUUACAUGGCUUACAUGAUCUGCCAGUUCUUCCACAUGGACUUCUGGCUGCUCAUCAUCAUCUCCUCCAGCAUCCUUACCUCACUGCAGGUUCUUGGCACGCUUCUGAUCUACGUGCUCUUCAUGGUGGAGGAGUUCCGCAAGGUACCUGUUGAGAACAUGGAUGAAGUCAUCUACUAUGUCAAUGGCACCUACCGGCUCCUAGAGUUUCUGGUUGCCGUCUGCGUGGUGGCAUAUGGUGUUUCAGAGACUCUGUUUGGGGAAUGGACAGUUAUGGGCUCCACCAUCAUCCUUGUUCACUCCUACUAUAAUGUGUGGCUGAGGGCCCAGCUGGGCUGGCAGAGCUUCCUGCUGCGUAGAGAUGCAGUCCACAAAAUCCAGAACAUGCCCACUGCUUCCACACUGCAGCUCCAGCAGCAUAAUGACAUCUGUUCUAUUUGCUAUCAGGAUAUGAAGUCUGCUGUCAUCACGCCCUGUAGCCACUUUUUCCAUGCCGCCUGCCUGAAGAAGUGGCUGUACGUUCAAGAGACCUGUCCUCUCUGUCACGGCCAGCUCAAAAGCCAAUUACAGCCAACCAGCCCUCCUGGUACCACUUUACCAGCCCUUCAAAACCCAGGAGAGGUGGGACACGCUGAACCACAGGCUGAGUUGGAGACCGAGGAAAACAAUCAAGCAAAAAGCACUCCUUCUAUGACAACCACAGCUGAGCCAGAAUUUGAAAAAGACCCUCCAUCGGGGAGUUUGCAAACCCUGCCCAAAGAAUGUGACACAGCAUCAAGAAAAGAGAGCAGCACAGGCCCAGCUGCUGAUGUUGAUACAGAGGGUUCAGGCUCCACAUCAGGUGUCCAUUCCUCUUCUGAAUCAAAGAGCAGCGCUAAAGUGGAUUUAGCCUGUUAGGUGUUGCCAUACAGAGGUUUUCUUAUAGGCAGUGUUGCGCACCUUUAAUAGAUGUUUAGGGAUAAGUUCUCCCAAAAAUGAAAAAUCUUUUUAAAUCAUUUGCUCAUCCUCACAGACUUUUUUUAUUCCAUGCAACAUAAAAUGAGAAGUUUAGCGGAAUGUCCAGUUUUAUUUUCCACACAAUGAAAAUAAAUGGGGACAAAGCUGCAAAAUUCAUAUAUAUUUUUUUUUUUUUUUUUUACAUAAAAUCACCUUAAAAGUAGUCUAUGCAGCUUGUCUUUUGAAGCCAUGUGAUUGCUUUUUGUGAGGAAAAGAUUCACUGAAAAUCUUCACCUCUGCUGUAGCUCUCAAAUCGCAUUCAUAUUUUGACAUAUUCAAAUUUGGCAUUUUUGACACGCCACAUUUGAAUAUAUGCGAAUGAUAUUGGAGAGCUGUGGCAGAGGGGAAGAUUUUCAGCAAAUAAACAUUUUAAUUUCUAUCUGUUCCUCAGAAAAGGCUAUCAAAUGUUCAGAAGAUUUGGAAUAUAGUGCAAAAGUUUGGUAUUGACUACUUUUAUUAUCUAUUUCUGAUGCUUUUGUCAUUUUUUGGAGAUGACUUUCAUUAUGUGCAAAAGAGCAUCUGGGAAAAUCUGAUAAAUUUCUCUAUGUAAUCCACUGAAAAGAGAAAAUAAAUCAUCAUAGUUGGGAACAAGAAUCAUAGUUGGGAACAAAAUGAGAGUGAAUAAAUGAUGACAAGAUUUUUGUAUUUUUGGGGGAACUAUCCCUUUAAGACGUUCACAUGUGUCUUUUGGGUGAUCGGUCAUGUUUAACCCCAAAUCAAUAAAAAAAAAAAGAGAUUAUUUUUUGCAUAAAAAAAAUGUGAAGCCUACAUUUAGGACCAUUAAUAUGUUUUGCAUUUUUACUAUUUUCAGAACACUUAAACACAUUUUAUCCCCCAAUUCUCGAAAUGCGUCUGGACAUUUUACUUCCACCUUUCCCAUUGAUUUGAAUGAUUCUCAGUUCUUUAACACAGUAAUUGUUUUACUUUAUUACUCUAAAAAUUGUGCUGCUGUACUAGAAUCUUUAAAAUUAAAAUCAGCAAAAAAAAAGGCUGUACCAAGAGAGUACUAUGUAAAUACUUCAAAAUUUAAAUGUGUGUGUAUAUAACUGUCAUUAAAUAAUGUAACUGCAAAAUUUUGUUAUAUAUAUAUAUACAAAAUUACAUUAUAUAUAUAUAAUGGUCCUAAAAGUAGGCUUUAUUUUUGUAUUUACAAAAUAUAAUUUCUUAUUUACUACUAUUGAUUUUAGAGUAAAAUAGAACCAGGACAUUUUCUUGACAGAUUUUAUGAGAUUCAUCCUUUUACUUAUUUUUGUACAAGUAUUCACAUUAUUGCUGGUCAAAAGACAUUUCUGAAUCUUUUUCAAGUUGCGUCCAACCAAAAUAUGGACUUCAUCUCCUUGGAAAUAAUAGGCAAUUCAUGCUUUAUACACUAUGCUAAUGUACAUUAUUUGUUCAGCUUAUUGGGAUUGAGAAGUGUGUGUACAGAAAAUGGUAAAUGCCCUGGAAGUGUAUCUACAUAUGAGCCAUCGUAGAAUCAAGACCCCUGCUAAGAGGUGAAACUGAGGAAUGUUUUUCAAGUGCCAUUAACCAGAUUAUCAUAUGUUUUAUUACAACGAGCUUCCCAAUAUUUCCCCAAUUUUAAAGGGACAUCCGACCCCAAACUGCUUUUUCAUUUCACCCUAUAUAUAUUUGUCACUGUUUCCCAUGUUAACCAUUAUUGCAGAUAACGCCAACUCGUCAGUUUGGCAGUUGGCUUGAUUCCUAGAAGCAGGCAUCGUUGAAUGCCUAUUGCAGACUGUAAACCUGUUUUCUGGUUUUAAUGAACAUUUAGCAUUUUCCUAGAAUGUAAUUGUCAUGUUUUUUUCUUACUGUAUAAUAUGUUAUGGAUGGCUUUUGACUUGGUCGUAUCAGAAGUGUUUAUAACACCAUUAACAAUGGGACUUGAUUUAGAUGUUAAAGGUUUAGUUUACCCAAAAAUGAAAAUUCUGUCAUUUACAAUGUUAGUCAAAAGGAUUUGGAAUGACAUGAGGGUGAGAAAAUAGAGUUUUCUGUUUUUGGGCAAACAAUCUCUUUAAAAGCAGACUCAAGUUUAGCCAUUAUUUAUAAGCUGUCAUUAACACUUUAUUUUGUUUGCCAGAGAAGUUACACCAAACUGUAUGUUUGCACUAAUGUCGUUUCAAGUGAUUAAUCAAUAAUAGUUUUCUUUGUCUUCAGCAUCAAAUGCUCUCGGAGCAGAUUAAGUAUUGAUCAGUAUAAAUGUGUGUACAUAAAUGGGAGAAUGUAUUCCUUUGUAAAUUCUUUUACAAUGUUUUUGAUAUGCCAUACAGUGUUAAAGCAGCAGUGAGCAUUAUGAAGUGUCUGGAGGACUGUGUGAACACUUCAACCUCUCAAUAGGCAGAUGUGGGAUUGAUCCUCCAAAUACUGAUUGUGAUUUGCUGCCACGUUGAUUCGUACUUACUGUGAUUCGUAGACACAUUUCUGAAGGGCAGGUUUGUGUGGAUGAAUACAUCUGAUGUAUGAGGAAACACACAAGUCAUUCAAAACACAUUUCUGUAUUCUGUUUUUGCACAAUUUUAAAAGAAAUUAAAGUGCAAAUGUAGCUUG